ACCAGUUAACCGUGCACCCUUUCAGCCACAGGUAUGUAUGUUUGGCACGCGUGCGCCUGACCGCACGCACACGCAUGGACGCACCUAGAAUCUGCCAAAUAACUACGCUUCAUGUGUGAGCACUGACCGUUGGAUCAUACGGCUUCGCACCCACAGGUAUGUAUGUUUGGCACGCGUGCGCCCGCCCGCCCGCACGGACGCACGAGACCGGCGUCUCAGCAUUGUGCAUUUGGCUGCACGCACGCGAGGAGGGCUAAAUAUAUAAGCUAUCCCGCGCGGAGGGAGAUCGGCGACCAACAGAACAGAAAGAAGGACGCGAGCGAGACCCGAGGAGAGCCGAGAGCUGCAGCGUCCGGCGUCCCCCGCCGACGCCGACGUCGACGCCACCGUCACCCAGAACCCCUCCUCCGCACGCCCCUGCCACCAGCGCCCCGGGCCCCGGCUAUGGCGCUAGUGCCCGUGGCUGCGCGCUCGUCUUUCUUCAAGGAGCUGUGGGAGGCUCUACUGGAGGUACUCUGGGACGAGGUCAAGGAACAGGCGAUGGAGCGCUGCCUCCGCUACCUGUACCACAAGUUCCUCGAGCGCGAGGAGCCUCCACCCGCGCCCCUCCCGGAUUUCGCGCAGUUCUUGGUCGCCGACGGCGACACGGCGGCCGAGACAGCAGUCUUCGGGCCCCGCCCGGGGCCCCCCUUCCGCUUGGGCGACGGGAACCCCCGUCCCGGAUUCCUAUUCCUCCUCCUCGACGGCGAAGUCCGCCAGCGGCCUCCGCCCACCAGCGGAGCAAUCGGCGUCGACCAUGUCCCGAUCCCCGAUUCAUUCUUCUACCCAUCCGACGCGGAGCGGUACGCCGUCCCGGUCUUCGCGCGGAGAGCGCCGCGCCUCGGCCCGGUCCUCGGCUGCGGCGCCUCGCCGCUCUCGCCUCCGCGGCCCCCGAGGUCCGUCCUUGUGCUUCCUCCUCCGCCGCCGCCGCCGUCAAGCGGCCCGACGCCGCCGCCCUCCGUCCCCGGCGCUCACCCGAUCGGUCCUGCCGCGUCGACGGCUGCUGUGGUGCCGGGUUUCCUCUCCCGGCACUGGCACUGGCUUGCCCUCGGGGUCGCGGCCGCGGCCGUGGUGGCCCUCGUCGUCUUCGCGCGGAGGCGGUCCCAGCGCCGGCGCCGGGCGGCGGAGGAGGAAGCCCGCCGCGGCUCCACGGAGGGGACCGACGGGACCAGCUAGAACCGCCGGCAGCGAGAUGCCGGCCGUUACACAGGCCAGGACCCAGGAGACGCCGGGCCCCCAUGGGCCAUAGGGAGGGCCCAUCCGGCCCAGUUACUUUCCAAGUUUUUUGUUUCUAGUCGAACCAUGCCUGAUACAUUUGAUAGUGUCAGCGCAUUCUUUGUUUCUUGAUAUACUUCUGGAACUUUCAUUUUUGCGCUUCGGCUGG
Molecule: messenger RNA, 1423 nt
Organism: Triticum aestivum (bread wheat)
Lineage: Eukaryota; Viridiplantae; Streptophyta; Magnoliopsida; Poales; Poaceae
Product: wiskott-Aldrich syndrome protein family member 2
Exons: 2
Coding region: 163-1215 (350 amino acids)
Source: RefSeq, a predicted model, not a curated record